Lodderomyces beijingensis is the source of this 1683-nucleotide messenger RNA. The record is from the annotation of a GenBank genome assembly. Lineage: Eukaryota; Fungi; Ascomycota; Pichiomycetes; Serinales; Debaryomycetaceae.
AUGCAAACAAUCGAAAGCUUUUUGAAAGACUCAAUCACGUCGGAAAUCACCCCAGAUAAAAUCUCCACGUUGAAACCAGCCUGUUUCAGGUUUUGGAAGACCUACGACGGAUUGGACCUCAAUUCGCGCAAGAUCAUCCAGGAAAUCUUUUACGAGAUCGAGUCCUUGAAAGAGAAAAACCACUUGGUUGUGAAACGAAUCAGUUUCAUUGGCUAUAGCUUAGGUGGAUUGAUUUCGCGAUAUGUAAUUGGCUUGCUAAACGAAAUUGGCUUUUUCGAACAAGUCGAGCCUGUAUUUUUCACCACUUUUGCUACACCUCACUUGGGGAUAGAGUUUUUCAAAAAAAAUGUCUUUGAUGGCAUCGCCAACCAUGUGGGGCCCUAUUUGUUUGGGAAAAGCGGAGGGCAAUUGUUUCUUGCCGACCACGAAAAAUUGCUAGUCCAGCUUGCCGACCCUGACAAGAAAUUCUUGCAAGGUCUCAGCAAGUUCAAACGUCACAUCUUGCUCGCUAAUGUCAAGAAUGACAGAACCGUGGCGUUCUACACCUCCUUCAUCACCCUGUAUUCCCCAUUCGAAGACUUGGAUAAAGUAAAGAUCAAGUAUUUGAAAAAAUUGCCGCACACGAGGAUCGCGGGGAAGUUGGUGAGGCCGAAAUUUAUCGAUUUGAACAGGUCUCACGUGGUGCCCUUGCACGAAUCACGCCUUUUCAAAGGCAACAUCCAAGAGGAGACCCCACUUAUAAGGAAAAACAAGUAUUUGAAGAUAUUGGUGAUUAUCUUGUUGACCUCCUUGUUUGUGCCCGUCUGGAUCCCAUUUAUCUUCUCCACGAGCAUAACGGUGUCCAUCUACAGCUUUGUCAAGGUCAAGAUCCACAAGUUGCCAAAUGUCAAACACCAUUGGAAACGAGUGUUGGAAUACGUUUACGAAAACUCGCCCAUUGACCCGGAAGAUCUCAAGGCUAGUCGGAAACUGAGGGAAAAGAGGAGCCAGGUUGAAAAUCAUGAAAGCUUCAAAGGCGACACUUCACACAUCACCGAGGGAACAAUGGAAGGCAUGCUUUAUGCCGAAGAGAGGUUUGCCGAUAGAAACAAGAGCCAGGAUUCCCGAGCUAACGAAGAAGAAGAAGAAGAAGAAGAAGAAGAAGAUGAUGAUGAUGAAGAUGAUGAAGAUGAUGAAGAUGUAGAUGCAGAUGCAGAUGACUCUUCCUCUUUCUCCGGCAGAGUAUCAGUUCCCGAGUCACAGCUCGAGGGGCAGGAGAAUGGCGAUUUCAAAGUGGGCAACAGCAUGGGUCCAAAAAUGAAAAAGGAUAUAUUGUCGGGAAAGAAAAUCUCCACCUCAAAGCUAGUUGACAUGGACUACGAGUUAAACGAUAAGGUCAUUGUCGAGCAUAUCCCCACGCUAGAAAACUACACUGACUCCAAACUUUUUGAAAAAAGAGUCGAACUCCCGUUAAGCAACGACAAGAGAUACAUGAUGGAAAACUUGAACAAGAUCAAGUGGAUCAAAGUACCCGUGUUUUUGGAUGUCUGGAAUGCGCAUGAUGGCAUUGUAAGCCGUCGAGGUCCAAAGACUAAUCCGAAAGGAGCUGCCACAAUCGGCCUCUGGGUUUCGGUUUUGAGAACUUACAUGCAAGGUGAAGAUAAAUAUAGAGAUAAUGAUAGCACCUUGGUUGAUGUAUCCUGA